Messenger RNA from Carlito syrichta (Philippine tarsier), 747 nucleotides. RefSeq names its product protein CXorf40A. The record is from RefSeq and is a predicted model, not a curated record. The coding region runs from base 100 to 576 and encodes 158 amino acids. The transcript is spliced from 3 exons. Lineage: Eukaryota; Metazoa; Chordata; Mammalia; Primates; Tarsiidae.
CGCCGCCCGACGGGACCCGAGGAGUCGAGCUGCGCCCCCUUGCGGCCGGGCUGUGCGGACGUGCGUGGGACGCCACCCGCGGCCCAGGGAUCCCCAGAGAUGAAGUUUGGCUGCCUCUCCUUCAGGCAGCCUUAUGCUGGCUUUGUCUUAAACGGAGUCAAGACCGUGGAGACGCGCUGGCGGCCCCUGCUGAGCAGCCACCGCAACUGCACCGUCGCCAUCCACAUAGCUCACAGGGACUGGGAGGACGACACCUGGCGGGAGCUGCUGGUGGACAGGCUGGGGAUGACUCCCGCCCAGGUGCAGGCCCUGCUUCGGGAAGGGGAGAAGUUUGGCCGGGGAGUGAUAGCUGGGCUCGUUGACAUUGGGGAAACUUUACAGUGCCCUGAAAACUUGAGUCCCGACGAGGUUGUGGACCUGGAGAAUCAAGCCGUGCUGAGCGACCUGAAGCAGAAGUACCUGACCGCGAUUUCCAACCCCAGGUGGUUACUGGAGCCCAUACCUAGGAAAGGAGGAAAGGACGUAUUCCAGGUAGACAUCCCAGAGCACCUGAUCCCUUUGGGGCGUGAGGUGUAACGAGUGUGGGCUCCUGAGAGGAACGUUGCUGAGAAGCCAGCUAAAUCAUGAUACCUUCAACAUCACUAUUCAGACCUAUAUACGCUGGGCUAAGUCGGCAUUGCCACCGCAUGGGAGGGCGCCACCCCCUCGGUGCUGUUCACACAUGCAGGUUUCCUCACUCAGAUGAAG